GGAUUACCCUGUGGCAUGCUCGUCUGCAACAUUGAAACAAAAGUGUUAUUAUUAUACCUGGGGAAUUACUGCUUUACCCCCACUACUUUUUUUCCUUUUUUUUGUUGUUGUUCUUUUUUUUAUUCUUUUAAUUAGCAAAAAAAAACCCACUAAAAGUAAACUUUUGGAAGAAUCUUUCUCACUACUAAGACUUUUUUGUUACUUCACAGAGUACACAGGGAAACCCCCAAAAUGCUAGCAAUCAUGAUCUCAAAUUAACCAGACAUUGCCCUUGCACAGUGUAAUUGCAAUUCCCACCGGGAAUGACAGCCCUCAGUGUUGUUUGACCUGACAAGUGUGUUCCUGGCCUCUGUCACUGAGGUUUGCAGCCUCAGGCCUACCUGAGAGGAACGCCUGACUGGCCCAAAGGCACGUCUCAGUUGUUUCGGAGGGCUGAAGGGUGCAAGGGGCCCCCAGGGGGUCCCUGUGGGUUCAGAGGUUCUGAGGAGUCCUGGAAGGUCUGAAGACUCUGAGGCACCCCAGGUCGAAGGUACCUGAGGGGAUCCUGGAAGUCUGAGGGGUCCCAGAAGGAUUGAGGCACCCCAGGGUGUCUCAGAGGGUCCUGAGGGUCUGAGAGCUCUGAGGAGUCCCAGGUCUGAGGGGUCUGAGGCACCCUGGGGUCUGAGGAGUCCAAGGCAUCUCAGGGGGUCCCAGAGGUCUGAGGGCUCUGAGGUGCCCUGGUGGGGGGGGAGGAGGGGCGGUUCUGAAGGUCUGAGGGACUCUGAGGACUCCAGGAGGUCUGAGGAGUCUGAGGCACCCCUCGGCUGGGGGACCCCUGGGGGACCCCGACUGGGUCUGAGGGCUCUGAGGGAUCCCGGGAGUCUGAGGCACCUCAGGGGGUCCCGCUGGUCUGAAGGGUCUAAGAUACCUCAAGGAUCUGAGGAGUCCAAGGCGCCCCGGGGGUUUUCAGAGAUCUGAGGGCUCUGAGCGGCCCCGGGGGCGUGAGGGCUCUGAGGCACCGCGGGGAUCUUAGGACUCCAAGGCGCCUCGGAGGAUCCCGGAGGUCUGAGGGGUCCUGCGGGGGUCCCGGGGGUUUGAGGGCUCUGAGGGAUCCCAGGAGUCGGACGGCUCAGAGGUCCCGGAGGUCUGAGUGCUCUGAGGCGCCCCGGGGCGCUCCGGCGGGUCCGAGGCCGCUGAGGUGUCCCGCAGAUCUGAUGAGUCCGAGGCGCCCUGAGGGCUCCGGAGCUCCGAGCGCACCCGGCGGCUCUGAGGGAGCUGAGGCGGCUCUCGGCGCCCCCUCGCGGUCAUUGCCGCCACAGGACGGGGCGGAGCCGCGCAGUGACGCCAUCGGCGGGCGCCGUGCGGUGACGUCACCACAGCCAUUCCCGGCGCCGCUCCCGAUCCUCAUCCCCAUCCCGAUCCCGGCCCCCGGCCCGUGAGGGCGGCUUGGGGUGGUCCGAUGCGGCGGUGGGCAGGAUGCACCAGAAGCUGCUGCGCAGCGCGCACUACAUCGAGCUGGGCAGCUACCAGUACUGGCCGGUGCUGGUGCCCCGCGGCAUCCGGCUGUACACGUACGAGCAGAUCCCGGUGUUCCUAAAGGACAACCCCUACAUCACCGAUGGAUACCGCGCCUACCUGCCCUCCCGCCUCUGCAUCAAGAGCCUCUUCAUCCUCUCCAACGAGACCGUCAACAUCUGGAGCCACCUGCUCGGCUUCCUGCUCUUCUUCACGCUGGGCAUCUACGACCUGACGGCCGUGCUGCCGGCGGCCGGCGCCUCCCGCGAGGAUUUCGUCAUCUGCUCCGUCUGCCUCUUCUGCUUCCAGGUCUGUAUGCUUUGCUCAGUAGGAUACCACCUGUUCUGCUGCCACCGCUCCGAGAAGACCAGCCGGCGCUGGAUGGCGCUGGAUUACGCAGGCAUUUCCAUUGGGAUCCUGGGCUGCUACGUGUCAGGCGUGUUCUAUGCUUUCUACUGCAGUAAUUACUGGCGCCAGGUGUAUUUGAUCACUGUGCUGGCCAUGAUCCUGGCAGUGUUUUUUGCUCAGAUCCACCCCAGUUACCUCACACAGCAGUGGCACAGGCUGCGUUCCAUCAUCUUCUGCUCCGUGUCUGGCUACGGAAUCAUUCCCACCAUCCACUGGGUUUGGCUCAAUGGCGGCGUCGGUGCAUCCAUUGUACAGGAGUUUGCUCCGCGGGUAUUUGUCAUGUACUUCAUCGCUGCUGUAGCUUUUCUCUUCUAUAUUUCCAAAGUUCCAGAAAGAUACUUCCCAGGCCAGCUGAACUACCUCGGCUCAAGCCACCAAGUGUGGCACAUCCUGGCAGUGGUGAUGCUGUAUUGGUGGCACCAGUCCACAGUGUACAUCAUGCAGUACCGACACAGCAAGCCCUGCCCCGAGUACAGCACGGACUUGUGAGCCAAGAAGCAGCACAAGAGGAUUUGUGACUCUGAGGGUCUGGACCUCAUGUGAAGAGCUGUGCUGUCAAGGACUGAGGCAGUUCCUUUCCUG
Messenger RNA from Vidua chalybeata, 2484 nucleotides. RefSeq names its product progestin and adipoQ receptor family member 3 (gene PAQR3). The transcript is spliced from 7 exons. The record is from RefSeq and is a predicted model, not a curated record. Lineage: Eukaryota; Metazoa; Chordata; Aves; Passeriformes; Viduidae. Bases 1456 to 2391 code for a protein of 311 amino acids. Gene Ontology annotation, molecular function: signaling receptor activity. Gene Ontology annotation, cellular component: membrane.